AUGCCGCACAGCCACCACUCCCACUCGGGCCAGUUCUGCCGCCACGCACAAGACACCCUCGGCCACGUCGUCCUCGAGGCCAUCCGCCAGGGCUUCCACCUGUUCGGACUGAGCGAGCAUGCCCCCAGGUACCGCAUCGAGGACCUCUUCCCGGAGGAGGCAGACCUGACCCCCGCCGACCUGUCCACAGCCUACACAUCAUUCCUCCACGAAGCCGCCUCCCUCCGCUCCACCCACGCCCACGCCAUCUCCCUCCUCAUAUCGAUCGAAACCGACUACAUCACCCCUCUGGACUGCACAAACCUCACAAGCAUACUGGAAGAACACCACGAGAUCGAUUAUGUGGUGGGCAGCGUGCACCAUGUGAAUGGCGUAUCCAUCGACUUUGAUAGACCUACAUGGCUGAGGGCGCUGGGGGACCAAACCCUGCCCGAACUCCAGCCAUCCCAUACCCCAUCCCCAGAAACCCUCAUACCCUUCCUCUCCAACUACUUUGACGCCCAACACACCCUCAUAACGACCCACACCCCGGAAGUCCUCGGGCACAUUGAUCUCUGCUCUCUCUGGACGCCUGGGCUGGAUUUGAAAGCCGAGGGCAUGGAAGGGGUGUGGGAAAAGGUGGAGAGGAAUGUGAGGGCUGUGGUGCGGUAUGGAGGGUUGUUUGAGGCGAAUGCUGCUGCUAUCCGUAAAGGAUGGGGCACGAGUUAUCCCGGCAAGGACAUCUUGCAGCUGAUCCAAGAGCUCCGGGGCAAGAUCUGUCUCUCUGACGAUUCACAUGGCGUCUCAUACGUCGGCCUCAACUAUCCCAAGAUGAGAGACUACUUGACGAGCAUGGGGGUGGAACGGAUAUGGUAUCUGGUACCGGCUUCGCAGAGGAAGGAGGGUGACGAGGAGGUGGGCGUGAGACGGCGAGUGGUUGCGCGACCGAUGGAUGGGUGGGCUGAACACCCCUUCUGGGCCAAGCUGGAGGCUGCCCAGGCAGAUAGAUCAUAG
This is a messenger RNA of Cryptococcus wingfieldii CBS 7118, 993 nucleotides long. RefSeq names its product histidinol-phosphatase (PHP family). Lineage: Eukaryota; Fungi; Basidiomycota; Tremellomycetes; Tremellales; Cryptococcaceae. Gene Ontology annotation, cellular component: cytoplasm. Bases 1 to 993 code for a protein of 330 amino acids. The transcript is spliced from 4 exons. Gene Ontology annotation, molecular function: histidinol-phosphatase activity. The record is from RefSeq and is a predicted model, not a curated record. Gene Ontology annotation, biological process: L-histidine biosynthetic process.